Messenger RNA from Stylonychia lemnae, 636 nucleotides. Lineage: Eukaryota; Ciliophora; Spirotrichea; Sporadotrichida; Oxytrichidae. The record is from the annotation of a GenBank genome assembly.
AUGUAAAACGAAUUGCGAUUUUGGGUGGUAGUUUCGAUCCUCCAACGAUUUCACAUCUUCAAGUAACACAAUAAUCAAUCAAUUUUUUAGUUAGCAGCUGAAACUUUGAAUGUGUACAAAUUUGAUGCUGUUUGGCUUGUUCCAUGUGGGGAUAGGAUAGAUAAGAAUGUCAGAACACAAGGAAUACAUAGAGCUUUAGAUAUAUAUUAGGUAUCGGAUAUUGAAAUCAAGAAUGGAGAAAUGAUUCCAACAUAUCAUUUGAUGAAAAAGCUAGAAGCAAGUUUUUCAGAUAAAUUCUUUUUUGUAAUAGGAUCAGAUCUUAUACCAACUUUAAACCAAUGGCAUGAAGGAGAGAAAUUAUUAUAAGAGAUAGAUUUUGUAAUCUUUAAUAGAAUUGGAUACGAAAUAAUGAAUGAUUAAGAUAAAAAACAUCUUCUGCCCAAGAAUUAUGAGUACUAAGAAAAUUAUUAAAGUCUUCUAGGAAUGAUCUCAUCAACUGAGGUGAGAAAUAGAAUAAAGAAUACUAAAUAAGAGAUAUCUGAGGGUAAUCAGUCAGAUAAUUUAUAGUUUCAUGAUGUGGCUGGGUUGAUUACAAAAGGCACACUCGAUUAUAUAAAAAGAAAUAGCUUGUAUUGA